Molecule: messenger RNA, 3468 nt
Organism: Arvicola amphibius (Eurasian water vole)
Lineage: Eukaryota; Metazoa; Chordata; Mammalia; Rodentia; Cricetidae
Gene: Clca1
Product: chloride channel accessory 1
Exons: 16
Coding region: 1-3174 (1057 amino acids)
Biological process (GO): chloride transport
Molecular function (GO): intracellularly calcium-gated chloride channel activity
Source: RefSeq, a predicted model, not a curated record
AUGGGGUCAUUGAAGAGUCCUGUCUUCAUCUUGGUCCUCCACCUUCUGGAAGGGGUUCUGAGCAACUCCCUCAUCCAGCUGAACAAAAAUGGCUAUGAAGGCAUUGUCAUUGCCAUCGACCAUGAUGUACCAGAAGAUGAAGCCCUCAUUCAACACAUAAAGUGGGCAGAGGCACUGCAUCUGCUCAACCUGGAAGCAAAGAGUCAAUUCAGGGCUGCUGCAGGUGUGUGCGGGAGGGGGACAUGGGUACACCUAGUUGCCUCUUCUGUAAGUGGAGAAAAGGUACACAGAAGCUCUUUGUCCCGGGAGAGCUGGAGGAGCCAUCCAAACUGUCAUCAGAAAGACGACAUAGAGAAAGCAGAAGAGGUCUUCCAGGACAGUAAAGAGCUGGGAAUAAGAAGGAAACACUUCCUAAGAGAGCACCCUGGAGUCCUCAGUCUGCUCACAGCACAUCCAUGGUCAUUGCUGUGCAAUGGGAUUCCUGGCCAGAGUAUAGCUCAAACAGGUGUGGGGGAUGGAGGCGCGGCUUCCAAGGAUGUCUUCAUGUUUACCAUGGAGGCCUUCAGACCCUCUUCAGGGCAAGCAAGUCCGUGCCAGAAACUGAUCAGUAGUCAGAAGCCUCCGGUGAAGCAGAUACCUGGAGAAAGAAGCAAAGUAGAAAAUGGAAGAGACGCGCGGCUGGCCGAUGUCCUGGUGUCAGCAACCAGCCCUGUGGGUGAGGACCAGCCGCACACUGAGCACGUGGGAGCAUGUGGAGAGAAGGGACUCAGGAUUCACCUCACUCCCAACUUCUUAGCAGGAAAGAAGCUGAAAGAGUACGGACCACAAGGUACGGGCUCAGCUAAAGUGUUCCAGCAAACAGUCUGCAUACUUCUCACAUUAGGUCACGAGAGGGCAUUUCUCCACGAGUGGGCUCAUCUCCGAUGGGGAGUGUUCGAUGAAUACAACAAUGAAGAAAAAUUCUACCUAUCCAAAGGAAAAGCCAAAUCAGUAAGAUGUUCAGCAGCUAUUACCGGGAAAAAUGUAGUUCGUUGGUGCCAGGGAGGCAGUUGUGUCAAUAAAGGAAGCUGCAGAAUAGACAAAUUAACCGGACUCUAUGGAAAAGACUGUGUGUUCUUACCAGACAAACAACAAAUUGAGAAGGCAUCCAUAAUGUACUCUCAAACUAUUGAUUCUGUGGUUGAAUUCUGUACAGAAAAAAAUCACAACAAGGAAGCCCCAAAUGCCCAGAACCAACGGUGCAAUCUCCGCAGCACUUGGGAAGUGAUCCAGGGCUCGGAGGACUUUCGGAAGAGCACGCCCAUGACGACUCAGCCACCCACACCCACCUUCUCCCUGCUGCAGAUUGGACAGAGAAUUUUGUGUCUAGUCCUUGAUAAGUCUGGGAGCAUGACAAAUGAUGAUCGCCUUAACCGUCUUAAUCAGGCAAGCAAGCUUUUCCUGCUCCAGACCAUGGAACAGGGAUCCUGGGUCGGGAUGGUGACAUUUGACAGCGCUGCCUACGUAAAAAGCGAACUCAAACAGAUAAAAAGUGCUGCUGACCGAGACCUGCUGACCAAAAGCUUGCCCACAGUAUCGUCAGGAGGGACGUCUAUAUGCUCCGGGCUUCAAGCAGCGUUUACAGUGAUUAAGAAGAAGUAUCCAACCGAUGGAUCUGAAAUCGUGCUGCUGACCGACGGUGAGGACAACACCAUCGGUGCCUGCUUUGACCUGGUGAGGAAGAGUGGCGCCAUCAUCCACACAGUGGCCCUGGGCCCGGCUGCUGCUAAAGAGCUGGAGCAGCUGUCCACAAUGACAGGAGGUUUGCAGACGUAUGCUUCCGAUCAGGCUCAGAACAACGGCCUCGUUGAUGCUUUCGCAGCCCUUUCGUCAGGAAAUGGAGCUGUCUCUCAGCGCUCCAUCCAGCUGGAGAGCAGGGGAGCCAGUCUCCAGAAGGACCAGUGGAUGAAUGGCUCGGUCAUUGUGGACAGCACAGUAGGGAAGGACACUUUAUUUCUUAUCACCUGGACAACACAAGCUCCUCAAAUUCUUCUCUGGGAUCCCAGUGGGACAAAACAAGGUGGCUUUGUUGUGGACAAAGCCACCAAGAUGGCCUACCUGCAAGUCCCAGGCACUGCCAAGGUGGGUCAUUGGAAAUACAGUCUGAAAGCAAGCUCACAAACGCUCACUUUGACCGUCACCUCCCGGGCAGCAAGUGCUACAGUGCCUCCAAUUACAGUGACCCCAGUAGUGAAUACGAACACAGCAAACUUCCCCAGCCCUGUAACGGUCUACGCAACCCUUCGCCAAGGAGUCUCGCCAAUUCUCAGGGCCAGCGUCACAGCCUUGAUUGAAUCCGUGAAUGGAAAAACAGUGACCCUGGAGUUACUGGAUAAUGGAGCAGGUGCUGAUGCUACCAAGAGUGAUGGUGUCUACUCAAGAUUUUUUACAGCUUUUGAAACGAAUGGUAGAUACAGCAUAAAAAUAUGGGCUCUGGGAGGAAUUACAGCAGACAGAGAGAGAACCUUACCUCAGAAUGGAGUCAUGUACAUAGACGGCUGGAUUGAAAAUGGUGAAGUAAAACUCAAUCCUCCACGUCCUGAAACUAAUAAUGUUCAAGACAAGCAACUGUGCUUCACUAGGACAUCUUCUGGGGGAUCAUUCAUGGCCUCUAAUGUCCCCUCGGCUCCCAUUCCUGACCUCUUUCCACCUUGCCGAGUCACCGACCUAAAGGCUACCAUCCAGGGGCACACGCUCGUAAAUCUGACCUGGACCGCUCCUGGGGAUGACUACGACCACGGGAGAGCUUCCAAGUACAUCAUCCGAAUAAGCACAAAUAUUGUUGAUCUCAGAGACAAGUUCAAUACCUCCGUCCAAGUGAACACCACCAACCUCAUCCCCAAGGAGGCCAACUCUGAGGAAAUCUUUGGGUUUGAACUGGAAGGUGAUAGUUUUGGAAAUGGCACAGAUAUCUUCAUUGCUAUCCAGACUGUGGAUAAGUCCAACCUGAAAUCAGAAAUAUCAAACAUUGCACGGGUAUCUCUGUUCAUCCCCCCUGAAGAGCCAUCCACCUCCAAUGACACAGCUCCUCUUUGUCCUGAUGUUAGUAUCAACAGCACUAUCCCUGGCAUCCAUGUGCUGAAAAUAAUGUGGAAGUGGUUAGGGGAAAUGCAGGUGACGCUAGGCUUGCACUGAAUUUUCAGGAGAUAAAUAAAUAAAGCACUCCUUGCAUUGUAGAACUUUCUAAAAUGGAUUUUAGACUUCCUGUAGGGGGCAAUAUAGUAAUAUGGGAAGCUCAAAAUCUGGAUCCAUGUGUAUUAAUAAUUCUCUGCCCAAAUUCUAAGGUCUAAUCUUUGCUUGAUCUUUGGAUGGAAAUUUUGAAUACUUGCAAGAACCAAAUGUUGCUUUUACUAGUAGAUUUUAGUUAAUCCUAGGUAAAAAUAACAUUCAAUUGUAGCUAGCUAAUCUACUAACUACUAAAAUGUCAGA